Durusdinium trenchii is the source of this 456-nucleotide messenger RNA. Lineage: Eukaryota; Dinophyceae; Suessiales; Symbiodiniaceae. The record is from the annotation of a GenBank genome assembly.
AUGCAGAAAGCUCGAGCUGAACUUAGUCGUUUGGAGACUGUAUGCAAGAGCCUGAUCUCAUGCAUCGAAUGCCCCAUUUGCAUGGAAAUCAUGACUGAAGCAGCGAGCGGCUGCUGUGGUCAUUGCUUUUGCAUCGGCUGCUUCGGGUGCUCCUUGACCUCCUCCUUUAGCUGCCCCACGUGCCGUGAGCCAGUCAAAGCCUUGGUCCGCCAGUUUGCAGUGGAGCAGAUUGCCGCUCACAUCCCCUUGCUGAAGGAGAUCCCCCUGCAAUUGGGUGUGCAACUGGCUCAGAGGGAAGCUGACCUGGAUGCCCGCAGGCGGCUGCCAGAGCUGGAGCUGCAACUGGAGAAGGAACGUGCUCGCAGCUUGGCCACAAGCCAUCGGAUAGCUUUGGGGCAUCGGAUUCCGGUGACCGACACGGCAACGGGCACCGGCCGGGGGUGCUUACGGAGGUGA